This is a messenger RNA of Rhipicephalus microplus (southern cattle tick), 1858 nucleotides long. It is a transcript of the gene bs, whose product is annotated as serum response factor blistered. Gene Ontology annotation, biological process: positive regulation of transcription by RNA polymerase II. Gene Ontology annotation, molecular function: protein dimerization activity; cis-regulatory region sequence-specific DNA binding; DNA-binding transcription factor activity, RNA polymerase II-specific. The record is from RefSeq and is a predicted model, not a curated record. Lineage: Eukaryota; Metazoa; Arthropoda; Arachnida; Ixodida; Ixodidae.
AUUCGACGGCGCGCAAGUGCGCCGAGAGUCGUUUCCUUGUGCCGAUCCGAUGUCGACGCGCCUGUCGUCUCGGAUUAACCGUCUUAGUUGAUGCCUAUUUAUUUUUUCUGUAAUAUAUCUCGCGAACAAGUAACGGCACGCGGCGUCAACUCUGCGGCAAGCCACAUCAAGACGAAAAACUGAGAAUCCCCAUCGUCAGUGCGAAGGAACCGAGCGGCUUUUGCGUGGUCGUUGUGAGUAGUGGUUGCGGUGGUGUGCGUGUGUUCAAGCGCGACCCGAGGGUGUUGUGGAAAAAGCCUGAUCGGUGUGGGUGCCCCGGAUUUUCGUAACGGCAGCGGGUGUGGAGCUCUAGCGAGUCCGCAGACAUGGACCACAAGCGUGGACGGUUUCUCGAUCACUGACAAAAACACUUCCGAUCCCUUUCCGGCGAGUAAGUUUUCGUCACCUCGCUAUGAUGCAGACAUCGAGCCAUCAUGAGGAACUCAAAGCGAUGGCAUACACGCCUUUCGAGGCGCAACUAGUAGGCGACACGGCCGCGACUUUGGACGAUAUCGUCGGUAAUUCGGCCGAGAAGAAGCAAUCUGACAUCGACGCCGGUAUGACGCUGGACGACGUGCUUUUGCAACAGCAACACCACCAACAGCAGCAGCAGCAGCCCAAGAAGGUGCCGCCUCCGAAUGGCAAGAAAACCAAGGGACGUGUUAAAAUCAAGAUGGAAUUUAUCGACAACAAGCUACGCCGGUACACGACUUUCAGCAAGCGGAAGACGGGUAUCAUGAAGAAGGCGUAUGAACUGUCCACGCUGACAGGAACCCAGGUGAUGUUGCUUGUUGCGUCGGAGACGGGCCACGUGUACACGUUUGCCACGCGCAAGCUACAGCCCAUGAUCACGUCCGACGCCGGCAAGGCCUUAAUCCAGACGUGCCUCAACUCGCCCGACACGCCUCAGGGCACGUCAGGUCCGCCGGGGCCGGGACCGGACCAGCGUAUGAGCGCCACGGGCUUUGAAGAGACGGACCUCACCUAUAGCGUCACGGAGGACAGUGAGAACAAGGACUCAAAGGCACUGUUCCACAGCCUCCUCAGUGGUUGCCAGGACGACAGUGACAGCGACGGCUCCAGCCCGGACUCACCGCCGUCCCCCAACAAGGGUGCAACCACAAACGGGUCACCAUCACCGGCACUCAAUUCGGUACUUAAUUCAGGUUCUGUAGUGUCUUCGGCAAGCAGCGUUACCAACCCAGCUGACCUUGCACCUAUUUAUCGCAUCGGCGGACAGCCUGUUGUAUCUCUAGCAGGUGCCGUCGCCGGAGGUGCGUCGAGUAGCGGCUGCAGCCCAGCCACAGUCACGGUGUUGCCCGGUUCCCAGUCGUCCCUGGGAACCCUCAUGUACCAGACGCCGCAGGGGCUGUUGUACGCCGCCCCGCCCGGCGGCUCCCUGCCCGAAGCGUUGCUGCUGAACCUCGGCCAGCCGGUCUCCCUCAAGACAGAAGGAGACUGUCCCACGCAGCAGUAUAUCACGAUCCCAGUCCCAGUGUCAAUGGCACAGCAACAGGCUGGUUCCGCAUCAUCUAGCUCAUCGUCCAAGAGAGAACGAACCGGCAAAUAGCCCAGAAGAUUGGAAGUUAAUAAAGAAAGUGCGAUUACAGAUGUGCCGUCGUGAUUACGGCAGUGGCUUCUUCUUGGUCUACACGAGCCAGCCUUGCACUAGCCGUGCCAUCAUGACAGUACCUGACAAGGCAGAACAGCCGGCCAAAACUCUUUUUGCAUUUGGUGAUUACCAUAAAGAUGGAGUAUAUUUUGAAUGCCUACUCAGGUCAUUUGACUGCAGUGGCAAUAAAGCUUUUAUGACACGUCA